Molecule: messenger RNA, 1820 nt
Organism: Erigeron canadensis
Lineage: Eukaryota; Viridiplantae; Streptophyta; Magnoliopsida; Asterales; Asteraceae
Product: putative UDP-glucuronate:xylan alpha-glucuronosyltransferase 4
Exons: 2
Coding region: 8-1609 (533 amino acids)
Biological process (GO): xylan biosynthetic process
Molecular function (GO): glycosyltransferase activity
Source: RefSeq, a predicted model, not a curated record
UAUUAGCAUGGCUUCAAAGCCAUUAUUUUUAAAGAAAAAACCUUUUCCCCUCUUCCUUCUCCUCCUUUGUCUAACACUUACUCUUCUAAUCCAUACCACCACUUACAAUCUCCACUCGGAAGACGAAUCAAAUACUUCCACACGUCAUCUUACUUCCACGAAUGAACUGCCAUAUUGGUAUGACAGAAUCCGGUUCUUGACCAAAAACGGACCUGAUAAGCUAAAGUUCGGACUGGUUAACAUAGAUGCUGACCAUACCCGAUUCAAUAGCUUAGCUGAUUUGGUCGUUAUUAAUUUUGAAAAAGUUGAUAAAGUUAAGAAAUGGGAAGAUUUCUUCCCAGAGUGGGUGGAUGAGGACGGGAAGUGGGGCCCAAUGAAGUGCCCCAAAAUCCCUAUUCCGCCUUCAUAUAAGAAGGUUGACGUGGUGGUGGCUCAAGUUCCAGAUGGUGUCCGAGACGUGUUUAGGUUGCAAGUGAAUUUAGUUGUGGCAAAUAUGUUGGUAAAUAGUGGUUGGGAUGAUGGUGGUGAUCAUAGGGAAGUGUAUGUAGUGUUUAUUGGAAAGUCAAGGCCAAUGUUGGAGAUUUUUAGGUGUGAUGAUAUGAUAUGGGAAGAGGGUGAUUAUAGGAUUUACAAACCAGAUAUAAGAAGACUCUAUGAGAAGGUUAAUAUGCCUGUUGGCUCUUGCAUGAUUUCAUCACCAUCUUUGCAACCUGCCGGUCGAAUGACGAAGAAUAAAUACAUAUCAAGAGAGGCAUAUGUAACCGUCCUUCACUCCUCAGAAACAUACGUUUGUGGUGCAAUAGCUUUAGCACAAAGCAUCUUGCAAACAAACACAACCAAGGACUUAAUCCUGCUUGCUGAUCAUUCUAUAUCUCCAAAAUCCCUUAGAGGACUUAAAGACGCCGGAUGGAAGAUCAAGCUUAUUGAACGUAUACGAAGCCCUCACGCAAAAAAAGGUGCAUAUAAUGAAUAUAACUAUAGCAAACUUCGAAUAUGGCAACUCAUUGAGUACACUAAAGUUAUCUUCAUAGACGCGGAUCUUAUAGUGUUAAAGAACUUAGACGAGUUCUUUAAUCAUCCACAACUCUCGGCCGUUGGAAAUGAUAAAUAUUUAUUUAACUCGGGUCUCAUUUUAAUAGAACCAUCACAAUGUAUGUUUAAUACCUUGAUGGAAAAGAUACAUACUCUAGGAUCAUACAAUGGAGGUGAUCAAGGUUUUCUUAAUGAAGCUUUUACGUGGUGGCAUCGGUUUCAUUCAAAGUUAAACCAUCUAAAGAUUUUCCAAGAUGACAAAAACAACCACAAACAUGAAAUCCCGGAUAAUUUGUACACAAUUCAUUAUUUGGGGUUGAAACCAUGGAUGUGUUACAAAGAUUAUGAUUGUAAUUGGGAUAUGUCUGACCGUCGACGUUAUGCUAGUGAUUCGGCUCACAAAAAAUGGUGGAAGGUUUAUGAGACGAUGAAUAGUAAGCUAAGACCGUUUUGUGGGUUAACAAAACAUAUGGAUGCACGGAUAAGGAAGUGGAGAGGGAUAGCCAAGACUGCGGGUUUUAGAGAUGGUCAUUGGAAGAUAAAGGUGAAAGAUAGAAGACAAACAUUGCAUAUAUGAUGUUAUAACAUUCUAAAACUAACUAAUUAAUUUAAGAUGGAUAGAUAGCAAGGGCGGAUGCCCCUCCGCUUUUUCCGAUUAUAAGUAUAGUUUCAUCCGUGAUUUGUUCGAAAAAUUAUUUUUCUUAGUGUUAUUUUUAUGUUCUCGUGACUUUUGGUCCCUUCUGAUUAUUCUCCUUUAUGUUAUAUAUAUACUGGUUACGUUAAUUUCA